CCGCGGAUGAGCGGAGGCCCGGCGGGCAGGCCCUGGCGGAGCCGGCCGUGAUGGACACCAAGGGCCUGGACAGCUCACAGGCUGACCUGAAGCUGGUGGCGCACCCGCGCGCCAAAAGCAAGGUGUGGAAGUACUUUGGCUUCGACACGGACGCCGAGGGAUGCAUUCUGCAGUGGAAGAAAAUCUACUGCCGUAUCUGCAUGGCCCAGAUCGCCUACUCCGGCAACACCUCCAACCUCUCCUACCACCUGGAGAAGAACCACCCCGAGGAAUUCUGUGAGUUCGUCAAGAGCAACACCGAGCAGAUGCGCGAAGCCUUCGCCACCGCCUUCUCCAAGCUGAAGCCCGAGUCCUCGCAGCAGGUGACCCCGGACACACUGGCCGCCAAGUCGGCCCACGGCUACGAGAGCAAGCGGCAGCAGGAGCUGACGGCCGCCGUCAUGAGCUUCAUCUGCGAGGGCCUGUACCCCGCGUCCAUCGUGGACGAGCCCACCUUCCGGCUCCUGCUGAAGACGGCCGAGCCCCGCUACGAGCUGCCCAGCAGGAAGUUCUUCUGCACCAAGGCCAUCCCCGAGAAGUACGGCGCCGUCCGCGAGGUCGUCCUCCGGGAGCUGCGUGACGCCCUGUGGUGCGGUGUCUCCACGGACAUGUGGCGCAGUGGUAACCAGAACCGUGCCUACGUGACGCUGGCCGCCCACUUCCUCACCAGCGCGUCCCCCAACUCGCUCUCGGUGGUGUCCCGGUGCCUCAAGACAUUCGAGGUGCCGGAGGAGAACGCGGCGGAGACCAUCACGCGCGUGCUCUACGAGGCCUUCAUCGAGUGGGGCAUCAGCACCAAGGUCUUCGGGGCCACCACUGACUCCGGCAAGGACAUCGCCAAGGCCUGCUCGCUGCUGGACAUCCCGGUCCAGAUGCCGUGCCUCGGGCAGACCUUCAACAUCGGUAUCCAGCGGGCGUUCCAGCUGCCCAAGCUGGGCAGCCUGCUGUCGCGCUGCCGCAAGCUGGUGGAGUACUUCCAGCAGUCGGCGGUGGCCAUGUACAUGCUAUACCAGAAGCAGAAACAGCAGAAUGUCGCGCACUGCAUGUUGGUGAGCAACCGGGUGUCCUGGUGGGGCAGCACACUGGCCAUGCUGCAGCGCCUGAAGGAGCAGCAGUUUGUCAUCGCGGCUGUGCUGGUGGAGGACAGCAACAACCAUCAUCUGAUGCUGGAAGCCACCGAGUGGGCCACCAUCGAAGGCUUGGUGGACCUCCUGCAGCCCUUCAAGCAGGUGGCCGAGAUGCUCUCCGCCUCCAAGCACCCCACAAUCAGCAUGGUCAAACCGCUUUUGCACAUGCUCCUAAACACGACACUCAACAUCAAAGAGACCGACUCUAAAGAGAUCAGCAUGGCCAAAGAGGUCAUAGCCAAGGAGCUCUCCAAGACCUACCAGGAGACGCCCGAGAUCGACAUGUUUCUCAACGUUGCCACCUUCCUGGACCCACGUUAUAAGAGGCUGCCCUUCCUCUCGGCGUUCGAACGUCAGCAGGUGGAGAAUAGGGUGGUGGAGGAGGCCAAGGGGCUGUUGGACAAGGUCAAGGACGGCAGCUACCAGCUGGCCGAGGACAAGAUGUACACGCUGCCCGAGGAGCCGCCGGUGAAGAAGCUCACGCUGGUGUCCACGCCGCCUCCCAGCAGCGUCAUCAACAACAUGCUGGCCGAGAUCUUCUGCCAGUCGGGUGGCGUGGAGGACCAGGAGGAAUGGCAUGCCCAGGUGGUGGAGGAGCUGAGUAACUUCAAAUCCCAGAAGGUGCUGGGUCUCAGCGAGGACCCACUCAAGUGGUGGUCUGACCGCCUGGCCCUGUUCCCUGUGUUGCCCAAAGUCCUCCAGAAGUACUGGUGUGUGGCGGCCACCCGUGUCUUCCCCGAGCGUCUCUUCGGCUCCUCGGCCAACGUGGUGAGUGCCAAGCGGAACCGCCUGGCCCCAGCCCAUGUGGACGAGCAGGUCUUCCUGUACGAGAAUGCCCGGAGUGGGGCAGAGGCCGAGCUGGAGGAUGAGGACGAGGGGGAGUGGGGCCUGGACCAGGAGCAGAUGUUCCCCUUGGGGGAGGCCGUCAGCGUCAACAGUGGCUUCUUCGGGAUCCGCGACAGCGGGUUCAUUUAGCGGGACUGUGGGGGCCGGCGGAGGUGAAGGGGAAGAGGGGGGGCUUCAACUGACCUGUCGGAUGCUUCGCUGUAAAUAUGGCUGCAACAUAGGGUCGUCCUGGCUGGAUUUUUUAACUCCAAUCCAUAGGCUUUGGA
Molecule: messenger RNA, 2278 nt
Organism: Loxodonta africana (African savanna elephant)
Lineage: Eukaryota; Metazoa; Chordata; Mammalia; Proboscidea; Elephantidae
Product: E3 SUMO-protein ligase ZBED1
Exons: 1
Coding region: 51-2141 (696 amino acids)
Biological process (GO): regulation of transcription by RNA polymerase II
Cellular component (GO): nucleus
Molecular function (GO): protein dimerization activity; DNA binding
Source: RefSeq, a predicted model, not a curated record